AUGUUUCUUAUCCUUUUACUCAACACAUUCUUGAUUGGGAUUGCUAUAGUUGCAUUAUCUAUUGGAUUUAUUGCCUUUUUAUAUAAGUCUAUUCAUUUCAUAGAGGAAUAUCCCGUUAGAGCAAAAGAGAGGAUCCGAUUAUUAAUUUACUCAGUCUGGGGGAUGCAUUUUAUUUUGCUAUUUAGAGGAUUCUCACUGUGGCUUAUAGGAUUUUCUUGUGUGUGCCAGCUGCUAUUCUAUAACUUAUUAGAUGACUAUCCUAAUAUUGAGACAGCUGGUGCUGGUUUUAUCACGGCAGUUGUAUUUGCCUUUAUCAACCACAUGUUCUUCCUUAGCUCUAUGCUUAAGAACAGAUGUGGGCUGUUUGAGAUUUUCUUCUACUUCUUCAUAAUUGUGUGGGCUAUUCCAAUAUCAUUCUUUUUGAGUUUGACCGCAAACGAUGAAGUAAUUACAAUUUCAGGAACAAAGAAGCCCAUUAGAAGAACAUUGGCAGGAAAAGUUAUAGAUACUCUUCUCUCUAGACAUAACGUAUGGGAGGACAGAUAGGUCAAUUAUAUAAAUAAUUAUUGGUAGAAGUUUCGGAUUGAAUUUUUAGGUUAUAUAAAUAAUACUGGCGUAUCCGGGAUAUGUCGUGUAUAAAGUGCUGAAGUUUACUGUGUAUAUACAGAAUGUAUUAUAUAACCCGAAAUUUAU
Nematocida parisii ERTm1 is the source of this 693-nucleotide messenger RNA. RefSeq lists its product as uncharacterized. The coding region runs from base 1 to 546 and encodes 181 amino acids. Gene Ontology annotation, molecular function: COPII receptor activity. Gene Ontology annotation, cellular component: COPII-coated ER to Golgi transport vesicle; endoplasmic reticulum membrane; Golgi membrane. The record is from RefSeq and is a predicted model, not a curated record. Gene Ontology annotation, biological process: endoplasmic reticulum to Golgi vesicle-mediated transport. The transcript has a single exon. NCBI's taxonomy places the organism in Eukaryota, Fungi, Microsporidia.